ACAACAAAAUUAAGGGGUCGGGAGCUAGCUAGACGAAGCUAGCCGCUCGGGAAGCCGAGGCUCUGGGAGUCUCAGCAGGAGAGGGAGGGUGACGGAAGCAGCUGGGAUCAACAGCUAGCUUGGCUGCUGAAACAUUUUUAAGCAGCAGUGAGUGGAGGGCAGAAUUAACAAGACUUUAAAAAACAUUUUGCCCGUUUAAGGGAAAAGCUGCAAAAAAGGAGGUCCAUUAAUGGAUCGGGAAAAAUUGCUGGACAAAGUGAAAAAAGACAUUCGGGCUAUGCUCAUAUCUGCACCCCUCGGGGUGCCCGCCCACAUCUUUGCCAAAGACUAUAGGCAGAUGAAUGGGAAAGAGAUCCCACUACGCGAGCUUGGGUAUCGGCAAGUGGAUACGUUUGUCUUCUCCAUUCCCGAUGUCGUGCGGAUCGGAACGGGCCCGACUGGACUGGUUACGUUUUACCCCGUCGCCACCAAAGAGACUCAGCACAUAGUGAACAUGAUAAAGAAGCAGAGGAAGCCGUCGAUAAAGAAAGCCGUUAUUCCGUCGGCCAUUGUGUCGAGAAAGACUCCGGUUAAGAUGACGUCGUUUUCGCGAAGAGGUGGCCACGGCGCUCGAUUCACUCCUCGUGGUGGCAUGGGUGGCAACAGGCACCAAGCCAAGUAUCAUAAUCAACCUCGUUCUUAUAGCCAACCAGGUACAUAUCCUAACGUUCCACCGAGAUUGCAGAAGCAUCAUCACUCGGCCACCUACAACCACCCGUUCUCUGGACCACCUGUAUAUUCCUCAAACGUCUCUCGUGGUUCUUCCAGACCACACCCGGGCGUGGCGGCUGCGACGUUGCAGCCGGGCGGAGGGGCAACGAGACCCAGACUGAACUCUGUACCAGAGAACAGUGGAAAUAGACUCCACCCUCAACACACCCUGACCAGUCUGCUGCCUUCGGCCAAGGGUAAACAGCAGGUUUGGUCUUCUCCUCACUUCUCCUCUUCCUCCUCCUCCUCUGCCCCAGUAACCAGUGCUAAUGCUGGACUGGGACGAGGCAAUAAUAGCAGCGGAGGAGGUAGCGGAGGUCUGAGUGACUUGUGGAAAGACGAGUUCCGUACUGCCCGUCACAUGACCAUUGAGGAGAUGAACACCUGGGCCCACGCACCAACGCCCAUAUCUGGCACCGUGUGUCUGGAGGGAGUAGCUAGUCGCCAGAGAGAGGACAUGUACAUGGAGAAGAAGGUGUUAAAGAUUCUUCUUAGCACCAGGAAGGGGAGGACGGCCGAUGGCUGGGCUCAGGCGGUCCAGCUUCACUUUAUGCUCCCCACUGGAACCUCUCGACCCAUCGAGAGCCAUAUGAUGUGCCAGAGGGUGUAAAGUUGAAGGUCUAUGGUAAACCAUUUGCCGCUUUCAUAAAGGCAAAGGACAAGCUCGAGCCGGCUAUGAGGGUUCUCUACUAUGAGAGAGUAUCUGAAGGCAGCAGUAACAGCAGUGGUAGCAGUGCCCACAACUCCCCUCAAGAGUCACGCUCCACCACACCAAAGAUGGGGGCAGAUGUAACUGGGCUGGAAGAAAAUAUCUUUAAGUUGUUGAUGAAGUUUGAGAAGGGUACGUAUGCCAAGAGGCUGGGGAAAGUCUACCAGAAUGAGUUCAAGGUGGCUCCUCCCGAUGACCUACUGGAGAAGGCCAGGAACUUCCCCUUCGUCAUUAUAGAAACGUUUUCCGCGGAUAAUGAGAUAAUGUACCUGAAGAAGGAGUAUAGGAAACGAGGUUCGCUCCAACCGGUUCAGCCUUCUGCCCCGCCCACCACUCGUCCCGCUCUGCCUGAGACGGCGACAUUUGAGCAUCCAGACACUCUUUACGAGGUGUUUGUGUGUCUGGUAAACAGCCCCUUCAGUUUCUAUGUACAGAUCAGGGACGGAGAGGGGGGCAAAGAGCGGGCGAAAUUCACCGAAAUGGAAAAAAAAUGAACAAAUAUUUAAGUAAAAACCCUGCAAAAGCUGUGGCAGUGAAGGAGAGUGACCUUUGUGCCUGUCUGUGGAGUGACGGGGAGGAGGGGCAGUGGUGCAGGGCCCUGAUACUCAGUGUACACGACUCUAUGGCAAAUGUCUUGUUUCCAGACUAUGGAAACCAGGAGCGUGUGGCCGUCAGCGAACUCUGCACCCUACCCUCACAGUUCUAUCAGUUGCCUUUUCAAGCCAUCCACUGCAGUCUGCACGGUGUGUUGAGGGAGGAAAAGAUGACGGGUCCCGAGGUCGACGACUUCUUUGCUGAUCUGGCGGCGGACAAGAUAUGUGCCCUCCAAGUGGUGGACUGUUCUGGGGCCAGAGCAUCUGUGGAGAUCCUGGACACAGAACUGGAUGAUGAUGAGACUAUCAACAGUAAACUUAUAACAAACUUUCAUCCCAUCGCAUCCCUGUCUCCCCAGCUACCGGAACCUGGAGAGCCGAUGGUGGCUGUAAAACUAGCAGACGUGGAUGAGCACGGUCAGCUAUCGAUACAAGUAGUGGGCCCCGGUCUCACCAAGCUGGAGGAACUAGCUAAUCAGAUCGAGGAGAGAUAUUCAAACGUCAGCAGAGUGUGGGAAAUCAAGGUGGUGGUGGGCGGGGUCUACUGUUCAGAGUAUAGACUGGACCACUCGUGGUACAGAGUUAAGGUCCUGAAACAACUGCCACAACAGAAGGUGUUGGUGGAAUAUGUGGACUAUGGUAACGAGGAGGAAGUGGACAACACAUGUCUGAGGCCCAAGUUGGACACUGCUCUCUUCUCUCUUCCUCCUCAGAUAGUCAAGUGCACCAUGGCCGGAAUUCCUAAGGGUCCAUGGACCAGUGAUGCAAUAGACUUUCUUGCACCUUAUAUCCAAGUCGAUGAACUGAAUUUAGAGGUGGUAGACUAUUGUGUAAAGGUGGGAGGUGGCACAUCCCUGACUUUCCCUGUGAUCAAACUGCACGUGAAGAACAGCGAGCAGGAGAUGGUGUGUAUCAACGAUGACAUGCUCAGCCGUCCUGGACUCUUUGGGUCGUCGGGGAGGGAGUCCCUCCCAUCACACCAGCAGACGAGCACAGUUAGAGCCUCCAGCUCUGUCUCGAGUGCCGAGCAGCUCACCGACCGUCGUCACGGAGUGGCAGCUGCUCAUCCGAGAAGUCACAGCGUCUCCUCGGUCCCUGUUUUCGGCAACGUUUCAACCGAGACCGUAUCCGACGCAGUUUUUGUCGGUACUCAAUCCCAGGCUCCCAGCAUAACGGAGACCUUCUCCAACGGUACCAGCACACACCACCCUCAGAAUAAUCCUGAUUCCAAAAAGACCACCGAGUCGAAGACUGGCGGUAAACCGUGCACUGGUGUCCAGAUGUACACUCUUCAGGUGAAAGAUGACAGUUUUGAGUCUUCCUCCAUAAGCACUCUCAACGAGACAAGCGGUAGUAGUAACACGGAGUCUGACAGAUCUGAACAAGGCUCCCCUCAAUUCCAGCAGCCGGUGACUGUGCCUGUUGGGAGAGGAGGAGGCGGCAAGAUGGAGCUCGUGCACUCGCCAAAGGAGUGUAUUAGGGAUGGGGUUCCGUAUGUGGCGUCUCCCGAAGAGGCCGACUCUGCGGCAGUGAAAUCUGGUCAUCUGGUACCCUCCCCCUCCUCGUCUGCCCCCCUCAUUACAUCUAGUCCUCCUUUCUCACCAUCCGUAAUACCCACAACACCUCCAAUGUCGCCUCCCCCCAUCUCUCUGGCACCGUCAGCUGACGAUAACAGUGGGAGGACCGAACAUGGGGAUGGGGGUGUGGUGGUAAUUAACCACUGGGCGGAGUUACCGAGGGGGAGGCCAGUGGAGGUGGAAAUCACCUGGUCUUGCUCUCCCACCAACUUUACUUUGCUGCUGCUGUCCAACAAGCCAGAGCUUGACUCUGUGACCGGCCGGCUGCAGAAGCUGGUACUCUUGGAGCCACACCCACCACAGGGCUCCCUGUCUCCAGGGUAUGUGUGUGCUGCCAGGUACAGUCUGGACUCCAUGUGGUACCGGGCGUCGUCAGACAAACCUUCGAAACACAGAUUGAGGUGGAGUUUAUAG
Messenger RNA from Geodia barretti, 4043 nucleotides. Lineage: Eukaryota; Metazoa; Porifera; Demospongiae; Tetractinellida; Geodiidae. The record is from the annotation of a GenBank genome assembly.